AGAGAGAGCCAGUGACACUCUGAGGCUGUGCGCGUGAGGGAGUGCCGACCCGCGCUGCCACUUGUUCCACCACGCUCUCGCUCCCGCUCUGCAGGUGUGUCUCUCCCGCCUAACACCUGUCAGCCGACACGGAGGCGAUUCAAAGUUGUGUGACGGAAGUGACGCCCCCCCCCUCUCCAGCACGAGGGACGCCACUAUACAUCGACGCCGCGCCGGCCGAUCAGUACCUGGGCUGGGGUGUAUGGUGGAGGAGAGAGAAAGAGAAAGUUAAAGAGAAAUAAGGGAAAAGCAGAGAGAAACGAAGGGAGAAAAAAAGGAGAGUUCAGUGUUGUGUGAGUCUGUGUAAGUGUUCGUAAUUCUUUGGCAAGUGGCUCGAAGUUCAAAAGAGUGAUAUGACCAUGAUAUGCCUCGUGGGAAAAUAGGUCAUUUUUUCAAACUGCUGUGAAGGACUUUUGCUGAGCUCCGUCGCCCCCCCCUCGCCGCCGCCAUAGGUCUCCUGGGCCUGACGGUGUUCACUCGAUGGACACCGUCAAAGGCAAACUCCCGCUCUUCCUCUUCCUCCUCCUCCUCUUCCUCUUCUUCCACCUCAAAAUCCCUCAAAACGAUGUCUCUACAUCGGUCCUCCUCCACGUCAUCCUUCUCGAGCUCUUCCUCGACGCUGCUCCUCCACCCGUUGGACAUUCACUUCCUGGCCGAGCCGUAUGGGCCGCCGCCCCCGCCCGGACCCGCGCAGCCCGACCCCUUCCAGAUGGGUCCUCCUGAGGGCCCCCCGCCCGCCAUUGUCUCCUCCUCCGCCUACAUCACCACUUCAUUCUCGGCCAGGAUCCUCGAGGGGCAGUCCUCGCCCGUAGGAGGGGCCGCGGAGGACGUGGGGGACUCCGCCGUGGGGGGGCUGGCGCAGUACAAAGCGAUGUCCCUGCCCACAGCGCCCGCAAUGCCCGCCAUGCCCACCAGCCUGCCCACGACGCCCACCUCCCAGGUACCCAUGAAAACGAGUAACCUGCCCAAAGUACAGGUUUGCGGGCGGGCGGGCGUGUGGUGGGCGCUGAAUGCGGGCGUUUUGCUGCUCUAUCGCGACAUGCACGCCCGUGGACAGUGUUCCUGCGUGAGGGCGGAGGUCGUUCCACUACACAAGGUGCCCGGUCCACUCCAGGCGGCGAUGGUGCUGGAACAGGAGGACUUCUCCGAGACCCACGCCCUUCUGCCAGGUAGGUCCUCGUGUCCUUGUCUCUCCUUCCGCGAACGCUCGCUCGUCUCUCUUUGUCGACCGGUUUACGUGUUCAGCUAUCGACUUUUUGCUGUAUUUAUCUUUUUAUUCAUCCAUUUUUAUUUUAUUUUAUCUAUCUGUGUUUAUGUUUUUUUUUUUCUUUUACUCUUGUUUGAAGACGAUGAUAUGCCAUUCAUAGGGUUAUUAUUUUCAGGUACGUUUAUGUAAUCAUCAAUGUUAUUAUCUCUACCCUACCUUUCCGUAACAAAGUUCCUGAUGAUAUUACCAAUCCUUUAUUUCUCCCCUUUGCCCUUGGAAAGGGUCGUUCGUAUACUGUUUCCUGUUCA
This is a messenger RNA of Penaeus monodon (black tiger shrimp), 1554 nucleotides long. RefSeq lists its product as uncharacterized. The transcript is spliced from 3 exons. NCBI's taxonomy places the organism in Eukaryota, Metazoa, Arthropoda, Malacostraca, Decapoda, Penaeidae. The record is from RefSeq and is a predicted model, not a curated record. Bases 605 to 1435 code for a protein of 276 amino acids.